AUGACGGCCGACGGACCAGGGUUCCUUAACCCUGUCAAAGAAGAAGAAAAGACUUUUUCCAUUCAUCACAACCCCGGCUGCUUCAUUUGUCGGCUCGUGUUUACAACUUCACCGACACUACGGAUGCCUCUGGAGAAGGGCCAACAUUGCGGCCUGGUCUAUGGAUAUUCGUACCUCCUAGCCCAUGCUGGCCCAGUCCGUUGGUUCGUCUCCAUCGCCCACUUGUCGCUGUUAAUCAAGGUGACACCAGGGUUAUUUCGUGCUGCCCCAUGCUGUGGGAACAAUCGAGGAUUGCCAUUGCAGGCGACGCCAGGACAACGUCAAUCCUCGGUCACGAAUCCGUACAGGACAGUACAGUACUCCGUACACUACGGAUACAACAAGCACGUGAGCCCGCCGAUCCAACCAGUCUGCCUCCGGGCGCCGACGUGUCGGUCGAGUGGGCAAAUCCAGGAUGCGGAAACGCCUGCCGAGAGUCUGAACCGGGGCAACGCGAUUGUCAUUGAACAGGACAGCAAGCAAACAGGCUGA
Colletotrichum godetiae is the source of this 531-nucleotide messenger RNA. RefSeq lists its product as uncharacterized. Lineage: Eukaryota; Fungi; Ascomycota; Sordariomycetes; Glomerellales; Glomerellaceae. Bases 1 to 531 code for a protein of 176 amino acids. The record is from RefSeq and is a predicted model, not a curated record. The transcript has a single exon.